AUGACCAGGCAUUGGGGCGUCUAUCGCAUGGGAACGCCCCCGAGCACAUGUGACCACGCCCCCAUCUCAAAGCCACGCCCCUUUCUGAACCUCGUUCCGCCUUUGGCGCGGCUGCCCCAGCGCGCAUGCGCGAACCCUACAGCGAGGCGGUCUGUGCGCAUGCGCACGUUGCUUUCACAUUUUCCCGCGCUGCCGCUCCUUUCCCGUUAUCUGUUCCCGUUAUCUUUUCCCGUUUUUAUCUCUCGUUCCCGUUAUCCCGCCUUGCCCAGGGGCGGGAUCGCCUCCUUCGGAAGUUACGCGGGGCAGCAGCGAGGCGGAAGCGCGGCGGGGGGGGGCGUGGCCGUCCCUCUGACCCGCGCCCACGUGUUCGGCGGCGCACGCGGAGCCGCCACCAUGGAGCAGCCCAGCCCCUCUGGAGGCAGCGAGGAGCUGUCAGAGAGUGAGGAGAGCGUUUAUUCCGGCCUCGAGGAUUCGGGCAGCGACAGCGAAUCCUCCGGGAGUGAGGAGGAGCAGGAGCAGGAGGAGGAGGAGGAGGAGGAGGAGGAGGAGGAGGAGGAGGAGGAAGGCCCUGGAAGCCCCUCAGCUCCCCAGACACAGGUAAGGGCCUGA
Serinus canaria (Common canary) is the source of this 609-nucleotide messenger RNA. Its product is annotated as X-linked retinitis pigmentosa GTPase regulator-interacting protein 1-like. The transcript has 3 exons. The coding region runs from base 1 to 609 and encodes 202 amino acids. The record is from RefSeq and is a predicted model, not a curated record. Lineage: Eukaryota; Metazoa; Chordata; Aves; Passeriformes; Fringillidae.